Saitoella complicata NRRL Y-17804 is the source of this 1329-nucleotide messenger RNA. RefSeq names its product MFS general substrate transporter. Gene Ontology annotation, cellular component: fungal-type vacuole membrane. Lineage: Eukaryota; Fungi; Ascomycota; Saitoellomycetes; Saitoellales; Saitoellaceae. The transcript is spliced from 3 exons. Gene Ontology annotation, molecular function: transmembrane transporter activity. Gene Ontology annotation, biological process: transmembrane transport. The coding region runs from base 1 to 1329 and encodes 442 amino acids. The record is from RefSeq and is a predicted model, not a curated record.
AUGUCCAGUGAAGAGAUUAAAGCAGCGCCUGUGGAGGCCGCCAUCGCAGACGCGAACGUGCUCGGCGAGAAGGACAUACAGAAGGAGGAGGCUGUUGUUGGGAUUGAGCGCCGGGAUACGGAGAGUACAAUUGAUCUGCCGCCGGAUGGUGGGUUGAAGGCGUGGCUCGUCAUCUUGGGCGGGUUUCUGUUCAUGGUUGGGACGUUGGGGUUGAAUAACUCAUAUGGAGCUUUCCAGUCAUAUUACAUCGACACCUUAUACACCACAACCAGCCCAGCCGUAAUCACCCUUAUCGGUUCGCUGGGCGGAACAGUGCUCAUGCUCCUCGGCGCCAUCGUCGGCCGCAUCGUCGAUAAGUUCGGAUACCGACCAUGCUUUAUCGUCGGUUUCGCACUCUGCGUCAUCUCACUCAUGUUAUCAUCAAUAUGCAACUCCAUCCAAGCACUUGUAUGGACCCAGGGUAUUUUAUUCGGUAUGGGCAUCGCAGUGGGAUUCACACCCGCCGUCUCGAUCCCGACCCAAUACUUUACCAAGAGGAGGGGAUUCGCGACCGGAUGUGUCAUGGCCGGUUCAGGGCUGGGUGGUGUACUAUACCCACCCCUCACCCGCGUCUUAAUCGAUAAAGUCGGUCCUCACUGGACCCUCCGCAUCUUUGGAUUCCUCACAAUCGCAAUCGUCGCACCCUCCAUCUUCCUCCUCAAACCACGUCAAAACACCGCCUUCCGCCGUGGACCCUUAUUCGACUUCUCCGCGCUCCGAAACAAGCGAUUCGUGUUGGCUAUUUUGGCAGUGAGUGUUGGUCAAAUGGCCGUGUUACCUGCUUACUUCUUCAUCGGCUCUUUCGCACUCUCCCUCGGCGCAACGAACUCGGCCGCAGUAUGGUUCACCGCUGUCCAAAAUGGAUUCGGUAUCCUCGGUCGUAUAGGGUGCGGCUUCCUCGCCGAUAAAUUCGGGAAAGUUAAUAUGUUGACGGUGUGCUAUGCGAUUUCUGGGACGGCGUAUUUUUGUUUAUGGGGGAUUGCGACGGGGACGAGCAUGUUGUAUGCGUGUGCGGCGAUUAAUGGCUGUGUUUUGGGGGGAAUUAGUAGUUUGACACCGGUUGUUGCGAGUCAUUUGGCGGGGGAUCAUCAGGUUGCGUCCAAAAUCGGCCUCCUGCUGACGUUUGCGGGUGUCACGCAGCUUGUUGCGCCGACGAUUAUUAGUGUUGUUGUUGAGAAGACGAGUUACUUCAAGGCUGGGUUCACGCUUGGUGGUAUGAUGUACUUUUCCAUGCUUUGCAUGAUUGGAGUGAGAUUGAUGAUCACGAGGAAAUUCAAGCAUAUUUGCUAA